GUCCAGGACGAGUUCAACAAAGGCUCAUUCCUCUACUCACCCAGAUCAUCAGCACUUAUCCAUCUUCCUCUCAUCUCAUCUUCACCACCUCUACCACCAGCAGCAUCUAGACCUCAGCUUCAAGAAUAACGAUGUGAAACGUCCAGAGACCUUCAUGAUGUGACCUGGCCAAGGUCAGCGGCUACCGCGUGUUUACCCCUCACACCCAGCUAUGUGGCCAGAGGAGUUUGGAGUGGGUGGGCCCUGCGAUGAUGUGCUCACAAAGUCCACACUGUCCAGACAGUCCUGUGCACACCUAGUCCCACCCCUUCCCUCACCCCUCAGCUGCCUACCUCUCCCGCUCCUGUGCUCCCCUGUACUCUUCUCCUGCUCCUCUCCCAGGGUCUGCUACUCGUUUGAAGUUCGAGGAGUUCUGGAGACGCUUUCUCUCGCUCUGUCUGACAUCUCAUCGCUCUCGACCACCAUGGUUCACAGCAGCAGCUUCUGCAGGUUCCUCCUCCUGAUCUUCCUGGGCCUCUUGGUCGCCUUUGUACACACAGAGACAGUCGCAGACUCAACAAUCAGAGACAGCCAGGACACCAUGUCUGGAGAGCCACCCAGUGACGUCACCACCAAAGACCCUUUCCAGGACAUGACGGAGCAAUCCUUCACUUUCGACUACGAGGAGACCACACACUCUCAGGCCCUGGACGAGGAGGAAGGGGUGCUGGGGCCAGGGGCCAUCACAGCCAUCGUUAUAGCAGUCUUCCUGGGAGCAUCUGUCCUCCUCGCCCUCAUCGUCAUCACACUCAGGAAGUUCACCGCCUCUUAGAGUGAACACAUCUUGUGUGCAUGUGUUUGAGUGUGUGUGUGUUUUUAUGUCGAUGUUCCUCACCUCUCGUCUUAAUCUUUCAACUCUUUCUUGCAAAAAUGAGUUGUGUCUUUUGCUUCGCUGUAGAUGCUGAAAAUUGUGGCAGGUCCCUUGACUGACUAUUUACAGAUUUACACAGUCUGAUUGUUGCUCAACAUGUCCACGUGUUACUGAAGGUUUAAUGUUAGAAACUGGCUGGCUCUUCCAGUGGAAAUCAUAGCAUGUCAUUCACUUUUUUUUCUUUAUCUUGCAUGCUUUAAGGGAUUUUUUUUAAGUUUGUGGGCUGUUUAUUUCCUGAUGUGAAGUAUCCUGCAUGUGUUUGCUUUAUUUGUACAUGAGGUGUGUUUGCUUUUGUCAGUCUGUGUCUUUUUCCAUUCUAUAACAAAGAUAUUUCAGAUUUGUGUCUAAACAUGAGUUGUUGUUUUUUUUAUUAGUCUUUCACAAUGAUUUUAAAGUAAAGCCAGAUUCAUGUCUAAAAUAUUCCCCUGGUGUCACGGUGCACAAGUUUGUAUUGCACCAUUUACAAACAUUUGUAGAGUCAAAAUAAGGAGAAAACAUUUUAGAAAGGCUUCUUCGAUGAAUGUAAACAGGGAGUUGGGUUGUUUUUACCUGCAGAGCAAAUACAAAGUUAGAGCGUGGAUGAAUUUGUGUUUGCACUCAAGUGAGUGUUUUUUGUCGUUGUUAUAUUUGCAGGGGGGUUGGAAAUUAUUUUAGUAACAUUAUUUUGUCUUUUUCUAUACGCCUCAGAGUCGUCAGCCAUCCAGCUGGAUGUUGCCAUGGUAAUGUCACUGCCAGAUUAUCUUGUGAGAUUUAAGAUGAAUAAAUAAAUACAAUAAAUUA
Molecule: messenger RNA, 1690 nt
Organism: Epinephelus lanceolatus (giant grouper)
Lineage: Eukaryota; Metazoa; Chordata; Actinopteri; Perciformes; Serranidae
Gene: snorc
Product: secondary ossification center associated regulator of chondrocyte maturation
Biological process (GO): cartilage development
Source: RefSeq, a predicted model, not a curated record